Molecule: messenger RNA, 1712 nt
Organism: Thamnophis sirtalis
Lineage: Eukaryota; Metazoa; Chordata; Lepidosauria; Squamata; Natricidae
Source: RefSeq, a predicted model, not a curated record
CUUGCCCAUCCUCAUUUUGGACCCACCCACCCCAACCGUGAUGUGAGGCUAAGAGAGAGAGAAAAUCCAGACGCAUGGAAGACCAAUCCGGAAGUCAGAAAUGGCGCCCCCAAGACGAAGGAAAAGACCCAGCCAGAUGUGCUCCUGCUUUCACUCUAAGGAGACCUCCUGCCAUGGUGCCCAGGUUAGAGUGACUGAAUUUCCAACCUAAACUUCGGAGACCACAAUGAAAAACCACCAGAGCCCUCACACCGUCGUGCUGGUGAUUCUCUUCGCCUUGUUCAUGCUGCUGAUCAUUUACAAUUCCAACAGUCACAACGAGGCCCUCCUCCGUUACACCGUGUCGCAGGCCAAGCCCCCGCUGCCCUCCAGCCUCAAGAAGUGGGGGGUGAAGGGCGAAUACCUGCCUGUGCCCGGAGGGAAGCCCUUGGUUCAGCACUGCAAUGAAUGUGCCCUCAUCACCAGUUCCAGUCACCUCCUGGGCAGCAAACUGGGCCGAGCCAUCGACGAGUCCGAAUGCACCAUCCGCAUGAACGACGCGCCCACCACGGGCUUCUCGGACGACGUGGGGAACAAGACUACCUUCCGGGUUGUGGCUCACUCCAGCGCCUUCCGGGUGCUGAAGAGGCCGCAGGAAUUCAUCAACAAGACCCCCGAGAACAUCUUGAUUUUCUGGGGUCCCCCCCUCAAGAUGCAGAAGAGCAUCAUCAAGCUCAUCGAAAGGGUCAGCCUCAGUUUCCCCAACAUGUCGGCCUUCGCGGUUUCUCCCAAGCGCAUGCAACAGUUUGACGAAUUGUUCCGAAAAGAGACCGGCAAGGACAGGCAGACUUCCCGGUCCUGGCUGAGCACCGGAUGGUUUACUAUGGUGAUUGCGGUGGAAUUGUGCGACAAACUCCACGUUUAUGGCAUGGUGCCCCCCAGUUACUGCAAUAAGACCCCUCCCCACCGGCUGCCCUACCACUAUUACGAACCCAAAGGGCCAGACGAAUGCACCACUUACAUCCACAACGAACGCAGCCACAAAGGAAAUCAUCACCGUUUCAUCACCGAGAAACGAGUCUUCGGCCGAUGGGCUAAUCUCUACAACAUCACUUUCUCGCACCCCGAAUGGGAAUAGUGGCAACAAGGAGACAACACCCCCCCCCCACAAGUGCCAAAACUGGGAUCCUGCAGACUUCCCCACCCCUGGACUGCUGAGUUCUAAAUUUCCCAUCUUGUCCUAGAGGAGUGCCUUGGGGCAUUAGAAUUAGACGUCCGAUGAGAAUCACAGUUGGAUGGAAGGCCAAGGUUGCUUCUAAGUUGAGCUUGUUGGUAAGCUCUCCAAGAGAAUUUUCUCUCUCUCUUUCUCUGGUUCUUGUUAUUUCUCAUCAUGCCCUAAAGGAGUUGGGGGCAUUGUGGGAAAUUAGAAGUCUGAUGAGAAUCACAGUUGGAUGGAAGUCCAUCAAGGUUGCUUCUAGUUGGAUGGUUGAUGGUUGGUAAGUUCUCCAAGAGAGAUUUGUUUCCCCUUUCUCUGGUUCCUGGACUGCUGUGUUAAGUUUCCCAUCAUGCCAUAGAGAAGCAUCUUGGGGGCCUUGUGGGAAAUUAGUAGUCCGAUGAGUUCACAGUUGGAUGGAAGUCCAUCAAGGUUGCUUCUAGUUGGAUGGUUGGUGGUUGGUAAGUUCUCCAAGAAAGUUUUGUUUCCCCUUUCUCUGGUUCCUGGACUGCUGUGUUAA